CGGGCCGAGUCGUGCCUCGGGCGGGUCCUGCGAAGGGCGCUCCGGCUCCGGUCGCUGUCGCCGGCGGCGGGCGCGCUCCGGGCGGGCGAAUCCGAGUCGGAGGAAGCGUCCGGCUCCCGUGGAGAUAUUUGCUGGGACUAAUGUAGCUGAUGAAAUAUCUCCUCUUUUCUGCUCAAGUAUGAGCGUUCAAGGACAGUAGCUGUCUGGCUUUGGUUAUUCAAGAUGCAGAACAGACGAGCAUAUUGCAGCUAUUGCUGUGCGCACUAUGAUAACCUGGAACAGCACACAUCCAGUGCUCAGCACAGAUACUCGACCACACAGAGCAGACAGCGCAUGGGUACCGCUAGUUUGAUGGAACGUUUCUUGCAGGAUGUACUGCGGCACCACCCAUAUCAUUGUCGAGAAAGCAGAUCAAUGCAAAAUGAGAGACAUACGAAUAUUGUGUCACCUCCUGAAGUGGUCCCUAUUAAUGAUUUUGUUCCUGAAGAAAUAACCGAGGAUGCUGCUGGAUUCAGAGGAGAGAUGUCCACCAAGGGUUUUGGACCUACUCAAAAGUUAUAUUCUAGACCUAGUAAAUCUCAGGAAUACAUACAGAGUGUUUCAAUUCGACCAUCAGUUAUUCAAAAACUGGAGAAGGGACAGCAGCGGCCGUUGGAGCUCGUUCGUGAAAUUGGGGACAGUAGGGAAGAAUUGAAUCCAGUCGUCAUCGGUGAAGCUACAAACAGUGGGCACAAGCUGCCAUGUCCGCCAGUGGUUUCUGACGCCUCUGCUAGUGGUUUACCUGCACGUUCUCGUGCUGGACCUGUUACAACGACUGGGUUACCAUUAGCAGCCCUUCUGAAUUCAGUUAGCAAACGUGACCCAAACAAAGUUGACAGAUGCCCUGAGUCGCUGGACAGGGGCUCUAGAAAUCCUAUGCUGUCAUCCCCUCUAGAAACGUCUUCAGUUUCAUAUCAGAAAACUAAAGAAUCAAAUAAGAAAUCUUUAUGUAUAAAUUCAGAUAAAUUGAUUAUAAAGGAAGAUGUAAAAUCUCAGGGUAAAACUUUGUCAACUGGCUUUAAAUUCCCUGAGUUUGUGGGUACUGAAGGCUGCUUAAAAUUUGAGUCUCUUUCCAAAUUAGCAGUAAAUCCAGUAAUCAACCCGAAUGAAAUUGACAUGGCUUCUGAUAAAGGAAUCUGUGAAGAUGGCAUUCCAAAGCGUCAUGAGAAAUUCUUCUCUAAUUUGGAUUGUACCCGAGAAACAAAGCAUUUGGUUUUUAACAAGUCAGUCCUUUUGGAACAGAAGAACUUAGUGAGUUCCGAAAUGAAGUUUGACUGUGGCUCUCUUCACUCAGUAUCUGAUCAACCCCAAGACGCUGUACAAGACCUUUGGAAUGAGGAGCAAAUUGACCAAGAAGGCAAGAACUGUGAAUUAAGGGGUUCUGAAAUGAGUUUUGAUUGCACUUACUCUUUUCAUUCACUGACUGAUCAGUUGAAAGGGACUUCCAAAGAAAUAAACCUUUCAAAGGAAGUACAUGCUGAUUUGCAGGAUAAGAAUAACAAAUCUUGUGUUUCUGAAGUAAGUUCUGACUGUAGUGGCUCUCUUCAAUUGGCUACUAACCGAACUCAAGUAAUUGUUAAAGACACAAGUUUUCAGAAGGCAAUGCAUAUUAGCUUGGUUGGUGAACGCUAUGCAUCUAGUGAUUCUGAGAUUAAUUUUGAUUGUGGUGCCUCACUUCAGUCAACUGAUGACUACCUCAGACAGCCUGCAAAGGAAAUAAAUCUUGCUAAGGAGGUACACGUCGGCUUGGUUGAUAAGGACUAUGGAUCUAGUAGCUCUGAAAUAAGUGCUCAUUCUGUUUUCCCGCUUCAGUCAGUGCUUGACCCACUCCCAGUGGCUGUCACAGAAACAAAACUUCGGAAGAAGAUUCACAUUGGCUUGGUUGGUAAGAACUAUGGAUCAAGUUGUUCUGAAACAAGUUUUGAUUGUGGUGUUUCUCUUCAGUCAGUAGUUGACCAUCCCCAACUGGCUGUCAAGGAAAGACACCUAAAGGAUAGACGUAUCUACCUAAGAGGUAAGAACCAUAAACCCAGUGAUGUCUCUCUUGAGACAGUGACUGAUGAACCUCAGAGGGCUGUUGAAGAAAUAAAUCUUCUUAAAGAGAAGCAUGGCCUUGUGGACAUGGACUGUGAAUCUCAUGGUCCUGAGAUGAGUUUUCACACUGGUGCUCGAUUAGUGGUUGACCAAUCCCAGAUAGCAGUUAAAGAAAGAAACUGUCGAGAAGUAGCUAUUGACCAGGAGAAUAAGAGUGGCAAAUCCAGUGUUUCUGAUCUAAGUUUUGAUUCUCAUGCUUCUUUUGAUCAGUUAGCUAAUCAUCAACCUGAAAGGGCUCUGGGUGAAAUAAAUCUGAAAGAGUUAAACGUUGACAUGGAAGUGAAGAGCUAUGGGGGCUCUAGUUCUGAGCUGACUUUUGAUUCAGAUCCCCCUCUGCUGUCAGUUACUGAGCAUUCCGGGCUUGAUGUUGAGGAAAUAAGAAAAAGGCACAGUCACCUGGGAGAUGAGAGUUAUGAGUCAAACAGUUCUGAAAUGACUUUUGAUUCCGAUAUUCCUUUCUCUUUAGUAGUUGACCAAUCGCAAGUAGCUGUUUAUGAGGAGGAACUUACUCAUCUGGAAAAUAAGAGUAACGAAUCUUGUGUUUCUGAAAUAACUUUUGAUUCUGACAUACCUCUUCAUUCAGGGACUGAUCAACCUGAAGUAGCUGUUAAAGAAAUAAUCAUUCAAAAAGAAGAGUGUGUACACUUAGAGAGGGAGAAUGAUGAACCCAGUGGUUCUGAAAUAAGUUUGGGUUCUUGUGACGCUCAUUCGAUGACUAGGCUUCCUGAAGCAGCUGUUCAAGGGCUAAAUCUCCAUAAAGAAGAGCAUGUACAUUUAGAAAACAGGGGUAAUGGACCCAGUGUUUCUGAAAUCAGUUUGAAAUCUGCUAUUUCUCUUCAUUUAGUGACUGAUCAUCCUGACAUAGCUGUUAAAGAAAUAAACCAUCAGAAAGAAGAACAUGUAAACUUAGAAGAUAAGGGUAAUGAGUUAAGUGUUUCUGAAACAAGUUUGGAUUGCCGUAUCCCUCUUCAGUCAGCGACUUACAAACCUGGGGUAGUUGUUACAGAAAUACGGCUUCAAAAUGAAAAGCACGCUAAAAUCAAAGGUAGAAGUGCUGAAUUUAGCAGUUCUGAAGUGGAUUUAGAUUCCGAUGUCUCUCACUGUUCAGUGGCUGAACUUCAAGUAGUUGUUAAAGAAAUGAAUGUCCGGAAAGAAGAGCAUGUUGUUCUAGAAAACAAGAGUGAUAAACGCAGUGGCUCUGAAAUAAUUGUGGAUUCUGAUGUCCCUCCUCAGUCAAUGACUGAAAAACCUCGAAUAGCUGUUUUGAGGGAACACCAUGUUGACCCAGAAGAUGAAAGUGCUGAAUCUAGAGGUUUUGAAAUAAAUUUGGAUAUUAGUGCCCCUCCUCAUUCACUCACUGACCAACCUCAACUAGCCCUUUGGAAGGAAAAACAUGUUGAUGUGGAAGAUCAGCUGUUGUUGUGUUGUGGCCGUGAUGUGGAUAUUGAUGUGGAGGAUCCAAACAGUGAGCCUCACGACUGUAGAAUAAGUUUUGAUUCUAAUAACCCUGCUCUUCAGCCAUUGACGGAACAAUUUCAGGAAGCAGUUAGAAAACCAAACCUAUGCAAGGAGGAGGGUAUUGGUCUGGAAAAUAAGGUUGAUGGACCCAGUGGUUCUAAAUUAAUACAUGAUUCUGAUGUUUCUCUUCAGCCACAGGCUGACCAACCUGAAGUCGCUCUUGAAGGAAUAAACCUUGAGAAUGAAGAUCAUGUGUACUUGGAAGAUAAGGGCAGCCAAUAUAGUGGUUCUGAAAUGAGUUUGGAUUCUGAUUUCUUGGUUCAAUCAAUAAUUGAUCAACCUCAAAUCACUAUUUUGGAGCAGGAGCAUCUUGAAUUGGAAGAUAAGCACAAGGAAUCUUGUGGUUCAGAAAUGAGUUUUGAUUCUGAUGACCCUUUUCAGUCAGUGGCUGACCGGCUUAGAGAUACUGUUCAAGAAAUAAGCCUUUGGAAGGAUGAAGUUGACGUGGAAGGUAAGAGGGAUGAGUCUCAGGGUUUUGAAAUUGUAUAUGAUUCCGGUGUCCCUUUUCAGUCAGUGGCUGGCCAAACUGGAGAAGUCGUUAAGGAGAUGGACCUUUGGAAGGAACAUGUUGACUUGGAAGAUCAGAUUGUUGAACCUAGUGAUUCUAAAAUAAAUUUGGAUUCUGAUGAACCUCUUCAGUGUGUGGCUGAUGAAAUUCAAGAGGCUGUUACAGAAACAAAUCCUCUGAGAGAGGGGCAUGUUUGUGUGGAUGGUGAGAAUCCCGGUGAUUCUGAGCUCGUUUACGUUUCCAAUGUCCCCCUUCAAUCUGCGGUUGAGCACCCACAUGGUUUGGAAGGGGAACAUGCCAGUCUGGAUGAUAAGAGCAGUGAUCCUUGUGAUCCUGAAAUCAAUUUUGCUUCUGAUGAUCCUCUUCAGUCAGUGGCUGACUGGCCUCAGAAAGCCGUUAAAGGAGUAAGUCUUUGGAGAGAAGACCGUGUUUACCUGGCAGAGAGGAGCUAUAAACUAGCAGACUUUGAAGUAAGUUAUGAUUCUGAUGUUCCUGUUCAUGUUGUGGCUGAUCAGUCUCCUGUGGCCGGCAAAGAAAUGAACUUGCAAAAGAGGGAUCAUAAUGACCUAGAAAAUAAGGAUGGUGAACCUAGUGUUUCUGAAGUAAAAUGUGAUUCUGGUGUUCAUCUUCAGUUAGAACUAGAACGACCACAAGUGGUUUGCAACGAAGUAAGCCUUCGGAAGGAAGAGCAUCUUGGCAUGGAAGAAAGGACCAGUGAACCUUGUGAUUCUGAAAUAAUGUGUGAUUCUGAUGUCCCUCUUCAAAUAGUAGUUAAUGACCUUCAAGUGUCACUCAAAGAAACAAAUCCUAAAAAGAUGCUGUUAGUGGAUGUGGUGACCAGUGGUAGUGAUUGUGAAAUGAUUUCUGAUUCUGACAUCACUUUUAAGCCAACGAUUGACUCACCUCGAAUGACUGUCAAAGAAAUGGACUGCAUAAAUGUGGAAAGUUUUGAUCCAGAAGGUGAGGGCUGUGACUCUAGUGAUUGUGACCUGGGAUAUGUUUGUGAAGCUCCUCCUCGAUUGGUGACAAACCCAUCCAAAGAGACUUUCAAAGUCGUAAACAGGAAGAAAGACUGUAUUAUUCUGGAAGAGUCAAGCUGUGAGUGUUAUGGUUCUGAAAUAAAUUUUCAAAUUGAUGCCUCUCAUCAGUCCAUGACUUAUCAAUCACAAGGGCCUGAUAAAAAAAUCAUGAAAUAUAUUGACCCAGAAGAUAAGAGCUGCGGAUCUAAUAGUCCUAAAAGAAAUUUUAGGUUGGAAGACACUUCUCAGCCCGUGACUCACCAACUGCAGAAAGCUGACAAAGAAGUCAGCCUUUGGAAAGAUCUGGAAAAUAUUGGCCUAAAAGAUAAGAACCGUGAAUCUAGUGUUUCUGCAAUGGAUUGUAAGGCCUAUCCUGAGUCAGCGACCCAUCAAAUGACGGAUACAGAAAACCUUUUGAAGUUAAAACCUACAGAUCUAGGAAGUAUGUGCUAUGAACCUUGUGGUUCUGCAGUGAAUUUUCAGUGUGAUCCCUCUCUUCGGUCUGACACUGACCAGACUCAAGAAGUUGUUAAUAAGAAGCUGUCUUUUGACACGAAAGAAACGAAUCAUAAUUCCCAUUUGAGCCCUGUUCCUGUAGUUGAUUCUAUAAGGAACUUGGAAGAAGCAAAAGGGAUCAUGGAAGAUAAUCCUGAUGAACCAGUUCUUGAAGACUUGCCUCAUGUCCCUCCUUCAUUUGUGGGGAAAACAUGGUCUCAAAUAAUGAGAGAAGAUGACAUAAAAAUUAAUGCUCUUGUGAAGGAAUUUAAGGAAGGCCGUUUCCAUUGUUACUUCGAUGAUGACUGUGAAACCAGGAACAUUAAAAAAAAAAACUUGAAUGAAGGAAAAAAGAGUACCUGGGCUGACCUCGAUCAGGACACUGCAUCAAUUCAAGUUCUCUCAGAAUGUGAUGCUAAUGCAGGUGGUGUUUUGGAUCUUGAUGCCUUUUCAGUGGCCUUCCAUAAACCUAGCCAUCAUUCUACAGCAAAGAUGCCUUCUGAGCAAACAUGGCGAGUGGCGUCUCGAUGCCAGGCUGUCAAAGUCAGCCAUGGAACUCAAACCAAUCUCAUGAGACACCCAGCGACGAAAAGAAAAUUCAUUAGAGAAGAUGAAGACUCGCCAGUAAGGAAGGACAGAAAAACAAAAAAAGUCAAAAUUGGAACAGUUGAAUUUCCUGAUUCAUAUGUUCAAGUUAUGAAGCCUUUGCAGCCCAAUGCCUUAGUCUAUGUUCUUUCUUCAAAUAUGAAGCUGAAGGAAGGUGAAUCCUUCAACUUGUCUAAAAUGAGGCGCCAAAGGGAUGUAAAUAAUCGGAAUAUUAGCAUACGCUACAGAUAUAAACAGAGUUCCUUUAGUUAUUAUGACCCAUUGAGUAAGCAAAUUAUAAUUGAUCCUUCUCUGAACCUAGACGUGCCAAAGUCACACAGGACUAACCACGUCCGCGUUCCUUUUAGUGACCUAAACUCCAGUGCAGAAGAUGAUGGUGCUCGUGGGCAAAGUUCUGCCUCAGCAUAUUUUGUGUCAGUAAGACAUGGAUUAAUGUCACAUCAGAGGGCCAGUGGACCUUCUGUGUUUCUGGAAAAAUCAGAGAUUUUGAAUGCUAGUGAUGUUCCCGAGGAAAGUAAUUUCCAAUUAACUCUUUUAAAUUGUGAUGCUGCCAAAAUUGCUCCAAAAUCGGUUACAAAUAAGUGUUUAGAAAGUAAAAAGAAAAUUCAGAGAAGAAAGGUGACAACUCAUGAUAAGCCAGGUUUUCCCCAGAAGGCUUAUGGACCAAUUGUUCUCCAGCAAGGAAGGAGAAUCACUUCAGAACAACAUUCAAUUUGGAUUCGCACCAAACUAAAUGAUAUAAUUAAAAAGUACAUUUCAAAAUACUCUGUUUUUUUGCGCCAUAAAUAUCAGUCCAGAAGUACUUUUCUUAGAACGCAUCUUAAGAAGAAAACAUUGGAUGUCAGUGGGUUAACAAAGAGGAAGAGAGCAGCCCAGAUGCUUUUGGACUCCUCGGUUCCGUCCUCUGGGGCUGAGGAGCACGUGAGACCUACAGCGAGCCCUUCUCGCAAGCAGCCCGUGCAGGAUCCUUCCAGUGCUGCGGCAAGUAAGAGGAAUGGUAAAAAACGUUCUGGAAGAAAAGGAAGAAAGCCUCCUAGACCAGUUAGAAUAUAUGCUUUGAGAAGUUUAUGUUCUCAGGUGCCAUAUAAAUGAGGUCUCGGGUAUCAGGGAGACAGUGAGGUGACGAGGCGGACGGGAAGUGUCUGUGUUGAGGCUGGUGAGGGUUCAAUCCUGCGGUUAGAGGGUAUUGGGUACUCGGGGCACAUAGCUCCCCUAACUUGGGUGAAAAAAUUAACCUUCAACUAUUUUGCUAUAGAAAUUGUUGUUGGGAACUUUUAUAUUCAUUUAAAAUUAGUGUUUAAGGUCCUUUGUUUAAAGAUUCCAAAGCACCUUUCAUCUGUUUGCUGUGGAAGAGCUUCAUCUUAGUUUAUAUCCCAUAAUUUAGCGCAGUAUAUACAAUUUUCUCCGUCAAAUCAUGUCCAUUUAUUUGUUAUCAUUGUACCUCUCUUGCCAGCAGGGUGUAAUAUAGCAAGAAUGAAUAUGACAAACAUUAAAUGUUAUUUUUACUUUUUAAAAAUUGGAACAAAUGAAUAUGGACGUCUAUUCUGUGUGUUUCAGAGUGACAUUGUCAAUGUCACGUUCUAACUGGAUAAUUAAAAAGGAAAAAAUAAAUUAUCUCAGCUUUUGAGUAGGGAUCACUUAAAUAAUCACAAACAAAAUAUAAUUUAUCCUUCUUUUAAAAGCAUUCCAGAGAGUGGGAUUCCGUAGCCUUUAAUGCAGUUUUAAAGCUGCUGGGCGGGUAUGUACGUCACAUAAACCAUCCUGCCUCACUGCAGCUGCACCUGCACGGCUCUGACUUUCCGCCUGUGGACAUUUGCACACAUACAACCUCUGAAGGCUUUCCUGGGGUCGACGGUCUUAGAUGGUAGGGAAAAGACCUUGCUAGUGAGGCGAGGCUCGUCCCCUCCGCUAUUCCCUCCUCCAGAAGGGUUGGCGGCUUGGUAUGAAAGUCCGGGUUAUCUUAUGGCCUUCUCUCUUAAAAAUAUUUUAUAUAUUACCAUGUCAUUUUUUCAUGGUUUGAACUGAAAUUAUUGGUUUGGUGAUUUGGGCAGACUAUUAAUUGUUGUUAUCAACAAAUUAUUUAUAAUCUUAAUGUUUCGAAAGAUCUAAUAAAACUAAUAACCUAAGUGGAGGCCCAUUUUGCAAGUGAAAACCGAUGUAUUUGCACAUGAUUUUGGCAUUCCUUAGACUUGCUAACUGAUUGGUUCACAUAAAAGAUGUUAGAUGUGCAGCUUUGGGCCUGAGGUCCCCGGGAUCUGUUUAGAUCUUUUAUUCAAGGACAGCUGAGCCGGAUGGGUGCGUCCUAUUACCCUGUUAAGCCAAGGCCCUGGGGCCCUUUUCCGUCAUUAAUGUUAAAGGGAAGCAUGGUUUUCAUCUGUACUGUAUAAACCGUAUUUUGCUGAAACUAGAUCAGUGUACCUGAAUUCAGAGAUAAAAGCGUGUUACCACAGAUUCAACGAGAUAGAGUGUAACAGUUUGUUUCCAAAUGUAGUUUUACUUCAGGGCCAUUAUCUAAUCUGUGGGUAUGUUAUGAUGAUGUUAUGUUGUAAUAUCUUUACUUCUAAAUUUGAAACAGUAAUUAUGUUGAAAAAAAUGGACUGAUGUUUACAUUUUUUAGUUGCAAAGCAACUUCAGCCUUGCCUCGUAUACAAACAUAUUUUAACUUCCUUUCUUAAAAUAUCACUGUGGGCCACCAGUUUAAAAUAAUCCUCCAAUUUUAAUUCAGGAAUAAAACCGUCCUACUGAUUAGUAAGUAAAUAAGCAGCUAAUCUAUAAAGAUAUUCUAUCUGUGGGUGUUGGUGCCUUUUCUUCCUAUGAAGUAGACAUGUAAUGCCCUCAUGUACUAUUAGGAGCUAUUCUUCAGGCUUUCAGUGUAAGUUUAAAAGAAAGAGAUCACAAGGAAAUAACGUCCUAGGUGAUUGUGAUGCGUCCUGUCCGUUGUGAUUACAUCAUGCAGAGGGCAGUUCUUACAACUCAAGUGAUCAGAAACUUAAAGUUCAAACAAUUUUACUGCCUUUUUCACAUUGGAGACUCUUCUGAGUACCAUUUUUUUUUGAGGGAAAAGGUUCAUAUUUAAAACAUAUUACUAAAAAUAUAAAAGUGUACUACAGUCCUGAUGAUUUUAAAAAAAUAUUUUAGAAAUGCUUACUAAGUUCCUGUAAUCAUUAUUAUUUUAGACAAGCCUGAAAACCUGAAAUUGUAAAAAUUACAGUUUAAAUUAAGUUAGAAAUGAAUUACUUUCAGAAUUCGGUAGGAUAUGAGAUGAGCUGCUUUGAAAAAAUACAUCUGGGCUUAAUUUGCAGAUUAGAUAAAACAAUUGGAUGUUUUUUGUGUAUUCAAGAAUGCAUUAAAUUCUUUUAAUACUAAAAAAUCAAAUUACAGUCACGAUGAAUAUUUUAUUAAUCUUGUCCUUGUUCAGUAUCUUGCACAGGUUUUUAUUAUAAUUGCCCCAAGUUGUACAGUAUGUGGACAAUAUUGUGUAAAGUGUGUGUUGCAUUUGUGCGUUUAAAUUAUUUGUAUAACUAGGGCUCUGAGUGACACUUUUUUUGGUAAAGAGAAACUAUAUUUAAAUAUUCAAACAAUUAUAUAUUUACAUGUAAAACUAAUGUGAAGACUAAUGUAUUUUUAAUAAUGCAAUUUAAAGAGUAAAUUUGUUUUCAAAGUUAUCAAGAUAAAAUUGAUCAAAUAUUGAAAUUUGUCUCUAUUUUCUCCUCAUGUUAGGAACUUUUUCUGGGAAUAUUUAAGGAAUUAGAGAAUAAUGAAAACAGAUGUUUAUUUUGUAGAUGGUCUUAGAGAUAAUAAGUAAGAGAAUAUAAAUGUUGAUGCUGGUGAUAAAAGAGUUAAACCAAAGAUACACAGGUUAUAUUCGACGGCGUUGUUACUUCAAAGGAUUCCAGUUGGACAACUCUCGGUCUGGUGGAGCGGUGGGCGGCAGCUUUUCACUUUGCCUAUAUUGGAAGAGUCACUGAGCAGGACUGAGUUCAGGAGGCAGGAUCCAUAUCGUUAUUCGACACCUACUGGGGAGAGAGAACUCUAGUGCCUCCAGUCCGACUGCGUGUAUCAUAAAGGACAAGAAAACAGGGAAGUGUGUACGUAUGUCAGCGGGGGAGGUGCCUUGGGCCUCAGUACUAUUGACUUCUGGGGUUUUUUGGUCCAGGAUUAUAUUGUUAAGAUGAACAACAGCCUGCUCUUUAUAAUAGAAAAUUACUAGAGUAAAAAUAUAAGAUGAAAAUCCAUUUUCAAUCAAAGACUUUACAUAGACAGAGAAAAUGUGGAAAAUAGUGAAAAGUCUUGUAAGUAGGGAAUUACCCACCAAAAUGUCAAUUUAAGAAAAUCAGAGGCUGAGGAAGAGUCUCACCAUUUCCUUGUACUUUGUUUAGACCCUAAAUAUUAGGGAGAUAAUAUAUUUAGUACGUUUCCUCUGUCCCUCUUAAACUUUCUAUGUAUAUUUUAAAAGUUCUCCCAGAGUAUUUUAAACUAUUCACCUUGAUUAAGAAAUGGAUCGAGGAUGAACUGUAGUUUGUUGCUGAAUCUUUAAAUAAGUAUGAACUUAAACGUGUUUCUGAGUUUGUAAUUUAUUACAUGCAUUUUAUUUUCUGAGUUUUUAAGCAGGACGUAUGCAUGCACGCGUUCAUACAUCCUGAGCCCUUAUCAAGUGCUGGGCAUUUUUCUAGGCUUUUAAUCUGUACUUUCUAAGCUUUUAACUUGUAUUACCUCAUUUGAUAUUGAAAGAGCCCUUAUGAAUUAGGUACUGUAAUUGCCGCUGAAUAGCAGAUGAGAAAAUUGGGGCAUAGAGCCUCAAUUUUGGGGUUACAAAUGAGUUGUUAUUUACUGUGAUCACAUGGGGAUUGUAGUUAACCCUCGCCCCAUCCACAGUCCUGGACGACCACUGACCCACUAAUUCUGCCUGUAUUCUUUAGCCUACUUACGGACGUUUCAUAUAAACGGCAUUGUGCGAUCCGUGGUCUUUUGUGUCUGGCUUCUUUCCUUACCGUAUGUUUUUGAAGGUCACGUUGUCACAUGUAUCAGUAGUUUGUUCUUUUAUAUUGCUGAAUGGGAUUUAUAACCAGUUUUUUAAGAAGCUGGUGACAGAACGCUGGCCUCCCGAUAAUGAAUAUGGUAAAAGCCAUCAGGUCGAGGCUGGCUCUUCCUUGAUGUCUCUCAUACCUGUUUUCCUUGAUUUCUACCCCAAUUCCAAGGCCGACCUGCUGUCUGCCUUUUCAAGUGCUCUUAUCCCGUCCUUGAAUGCUUUCUGCCGCCUCUGUCUGCGACUCGUAUGUCCUUUGCUGCCUGUCCCGGCACUCUUUUCACUGUGCUCUGCAGAUCCUCAUUUUUAGUGUCAGCACACUACCCUGUGUUCUCAGUCCUUUCUCGAUGGCUUGCUGGCAGGUAACUGCAUUGUGUCCGGGUUGCCCAUUAUCCUAGUCUACAGGUGCUGAAGACCCAUGAAGUGUUGACAACGGUGCUGGUCGUGGUGGGCGUUCUUUUUAAAGAUUCCUCUCCCACGCAGCCGCAGUGCACACCAUCAAAAUCAGGAAAUCGGCCUUGACAGGCCGUAACCCUCCACUCUGCACACACAUUAGAUCGUGCAGAGUGUCCCAAACGCCUUCCGCAGGUCCAGGACUCGCCCCAGGGUCGCUCUGUUGUGACUCUGUAGGGUCCUUCAGGGUGCAGAGGCUCCUCGGCCUUUCUUUGUAUUUUAUAAUCUGACAUUUGAAGUGUACAAGCCGGUUACUUUGUGGAACGUCCCUCACUUUGAGUUUGUCUGAUGUUUCUUUAUAAUAAAUGCUUUUUUCGGGGGUGGGGGAUGACAGAAUUCUGUGGGCUUCUCAGUGGAUCCUAACAGGGAGCCAUGUGAUGUCAAUUUGAAUAAACGUGG
Molecule: messenger RNA, 12157 nt
Organism: Equus quagga
Lineage: Eukaryota; Metazoa; Chordata; Mammalia; Perissodactyla; Equidae
Gene: ZDBF2
Product: zinc finger DBF-type containing 2
Exons: 5
Coding region: 223-7371 (2382 amino acids)
Biological process (GO): genomic imprinting; epigenetic programming of gene expression
Molecular function (GO): zinc ion binding; nucleic acid binding
Source: RefSeq, a predicted model, not a curated record